Molecule: messenger RNA, 2334 nt
Organism: Momordica charantia (bitter melon)
Lineage: Eukaryota; Viridiplantae; Streptophyta; Magnoliopsida; Cucurbitales; Cucurbitaceae
Product: AT hook motif DNA-binding family protein
Molecular function (GO): minor groove of adenine-thymine-rich DNA binding
Source: RefSeq, a predicted model, not a curated record
CACUUGUACUGUUGUACACAUAGGCAUAUUCAACUUUAAUUCAAAAGCUCAAAAUUUUCUAUUCAUUUUCCUCCCAUUCCACCCCUCCCCCCCUUUGUCUUUUCUUUGUUUCCCUUUUCUCUCUUCUUUUCCACCCCUCCUGCAUUUUCCUUGUCAAAACCCUAGAUUUUGAAUCUAGGGUUUGAUUUUUCUCUCUCUGUCUUCUGCCUCUGAUUCCAGGCCUUGUUUAAGCUCCUCUCUUUUUGCUCUAAUGUCUAGUCUGCCUUCUAAUUUUCCUGCAUUUCUCAUGAGUGGUUCUUGUUGGGGGUGGAACCCAUUUAAGUUUCAGCUCCAUUUUUAGCUUUUUUUCCCCUUCCCCUUUCUAUUUUCUACUCUUUUUUUGUUUUUGUUUUUGUUUUUGUCACUCUAGUUAAAAUUUAGUUAUGGGUCUUGCACUUCUCCAUCCCUUGUAAAACCCCUGUUAAACCCUUUUUGAUUCAUUUGUAAGUGUUUUUGGAAGAGGGCUAAAAGGGGUUCCUUUUUUUCCCCUUCUGUUUCUUCUCUUCGUCUAGAAGUUCGAAAAUUUCGACAUUUUUCUUCACGUGUUCUCUUCAACUCCUGACGAGAAUACCAAAAUGCCUGCUCGGGCUUGAACGUUUUACUGGAAUUCUACACUCUUUCUGUUAUGGUUGAAGAUUUGGGUUAGAAAUUUUCUGAAAACACUGUUGAAGAAAGCAUUUUCUUGGUUGUUAAAGAGAUACAAGCAUUUUUUCAGUGAGGCCAUUCUUGCAAGUAAAUGAAUGGAUGGGAGGGAAGGCAUGGCAUUGUCUGGUGGCUCAGCUUCUUACUACAUACACAGGGGAGGAGGCGUCGGAGGGUCGGGAUCAGGGCUUCCGAAUGCUGGAUCGCACGCCUCCCCUGUAUUCCGGCCAAUGGCCAACCAGGGCGUUUUGGCUCACUCAAAUCUUAGAGGUAACUCAGUUGGAUCAACGUAUACAAUUGAGCCCUCACAUUCAAAUUAUCUCCGUGGGAUGAGUAUCAAUGUCUCAGCUGGAGUUAACUCUGGUGAACCUAUAAAGAAGAAGAGAGGGAGGCCCCGGAAGUAUGCUCCAGACGGGCAGGUCUCAUUGGGUCUGUCGCCCAUGUCUGCUGGUUCAAAGCUCACUCCAGGUUCGAAUUCGUCAACCCCGAGACGACGAAGAGGGCGGCCUCCGGGUUCUGGAAGGAAACAACAAUUAGCUCUCCUUGGUGAGUGGAUGAACAGUUCAGCUGGACUAGCUUUUGCCCCACAUGUCAUUCAUGUUGGAGCUGGAGAAGACAUUGUAGCAAAAGUAUUGUCAUUCGCGCAGCAGAGACCAAGGGCUGUUUGUGUCCUGUCAGGCCAUGGUACUGUUUCUUCUGUAACACUGCGUCAGCCUGCAUCUACUGGCGUGAGCGUCACAUAUGAGGGUCAUUUCCAGAUAUUGUGCUUGUCUGGUUCUUACUUGGUGGCUGAAGAUGGCGGUCCUCGAAGUAGGACAGGUGGUAUUAGUGUUUCCCUCUCUAGUCCCGAUGGUCAUGUCGUCGGUGGUGGUGUUGCUGUUCUUACAGCAGCUGGCCCUGUUCAGGUAGUUGUGUGUAGUUUUGUUUAUGGUGCAAAGAUCAAGAACAAGCAAGUGGGUGGUCCGAGAAGCAACGAUGGUUCCGAAACUGAGCACCACGAUAAUUUGGUUUCACCCUCCAGUGCCCCAUCCGCGCAAACCUACAAUCCAUCUGCAAUAGGUGUUUGGCCUGGUUCCCGUUCGGUCGACGUGAGAAACCCCCACACUGGAAUUGACUUGACGCGGGGAUGAUAUGAUAUGUUGCAACAGACACAUGUUGAGAUUUUGUACAUAUGUGUUGUUGUAAAUGAACCAAAACUUUGUGAGACCUGUACCUUUUUACUGAGUCCGAGUUCUUUUCGCAGCGGUUAACAGAUUGAUGCUAACAUAUGGUAUAUGUAGCAAGAGGCUUCAUUUCGAGUUUCUCAAGUCAAUGUUGAUUUUAUUGGACAGAAUUUCUGGUUUUGGAGGGUCAGAUUGCUUGGCAGCUGUAGCAGGAGGAAGAGAAGGAUGUUCAUCUUCGAGCAGGAAUUUUCCAUCUAAUGAAAUAUCUGGCGAGCCGAAGGACAUUUUAUGUUGUGUUCUAAGAUGUAAUUUUAAGAUAUAUAUAAGAAUAUCUCAUUUCAAUUUCCUUUUCCAAUGGCUUCUACUUGAGAUGAAAAGGAUUAUAUAUGGCGGUGUUGGUUAGAAUCAGAACUGGAAUGGAAUAGGAAUUAGAGUUUUGUUCAGACACUUGUACUUUUAUCCAUUCAAUAUGUUUAUGCAGAAUUUUAUA